CGAAUCUCUUCAAAAACACCUUCUUUUCAGACACAGCGACGGCAGCAUCGAAAGCACGGCCCCGCUCUUCUCUCUGUAAAAAAAAAUCGGAGAAAAUCGGCCUGAUACGGACCUGCUACUACCAAAAACACUCGCAUCCACCCACGCCCACCAAAAACAAGCGCAACAGCCCCCCAGAAUGGAUUUCGAAGAAGCCGAGGAUAUCAACGGCGUUCGCUUUGCCUGGAACUCGUUCCCGUCCACCAAGGCCGAAGCGGCCAAGAUCGUCAUCCCCACCGGGGCGCUCUACACGCCGCUCAAAUAUAGAGAGGACAUGCCAAUCGCCGCGUACGACCCCUGCUACUGUCAGAACGCGCUGUGCAGAAGCAUCUUGAACCCCUACUGCUCCAUCGACCCCACGGGCUUCUGGAUCUGCCCCUUGUGCGGCACCCGCAGCCAGUUGCCGCCGCAUUACCAGGGCAUAACGCAAGAGAACUUGCCGCUUGAGUUGAGCCCCGUGCUGUCGACGAUUGAGUACAUCACGGCCAAGCCCGUGAAACAGCCGCCCAUCUUUCUCUUUGUCGUGGACCUCUGCCAGGACCAGGACAACUUGCAGGCGUUGAAAGAGACCUUGGUGAUCUCCUUGUCGUACUUGCCGCCCAACGCGUUGGUGGGCUUGAUCACGUUCGGCACCAUGGUGCAAGUGUACGACUUGGCGCUGCCCACCAUCCGCAAGUCGUACAUUUUCCGCGGCGACAAGGAGUACCUGGACAAGCAGGUCGCAGACAUGUUGAACAAGCCCGUGGCCGCACAGCCGGGCCAGAUCACCAUGCCCAACUCCUUGCACCGCUUCUUCUUGCCUCUCGAGGACGUGGAGUACCUGUUGACCGCGCUCUUGGAAAACUUGUCUGCGGACCCCUGGGCCGUGGCCUACGGCGACCGGCCCUUGCGCUGCACGGGUUCUGCCAUCAACAUCGCCACGACCUUGCUUGGCGCGUCCUUCGCUGGCUUUGGCGCCCGCAUCUUCUUGUUCUCGGCCGGGCUGUGCACGUUGACGCCCGGCUUGAUCGUCGGCAACAAGCUCAAGGAGUCCAUCCGUUCGCACUCCGACAUCGACAAGGACAACGCCAAGCACUACAAGAAGGCCGUCAAGUUCUACGAGCUGAUCUCGGCCAAGGCCGUGAAGAACUCGCACACCAUCGAUCUUUUCGGCGGGUGCUUGGACCAGGUCGGCUUCUUGGAGAUGAAGUCUCUCUGUAGCAAGACGGGCGGUGUGUUGCUCUUGUCCGACGCGUUCACCACUUCCAUCUUCAAGCAGUCCUUCUUGAAGUUGUUCAACAAGGACUCCGAGGACUUUUUGUUGAUGGGCUUCAACGCCACCUUGGACAUCAAGUGCUCGCGCGAGUUGAAGGUCAGUGGCUUGAUCGGCCACGCGUCGUCGCUCGGCGUCAAGAACAACAGCGUGUCCGACAACGAGGUCGGGGUUGGCGGCACCACCCAGUACCGCAUCUGCUCGCUCUCGCCCAACCAUUCGUACGCGGUGUUCUUUGAUGUCGCCAACACCACCUCGUUGCCCCCUAAUGCGCAGUCGUACAUCCAGUUCAUCACGCACUACCAGCACUCCUCGGGCACGUACCGCUUGAGGGUCACCACGGUGUCCAACAUGUUGACUGGAGACGAACAAGUCUUGGCGCAGUCGUUUGACCAGGAGGCCGCCGCGGUAUUGAUGGCCAGAGUGACCCUUUUCAAGUCCGAGCAAGAUGACGGUGCCGAUGUGUUGCGGUGGAUCGACCGCAUGUUGAUCAAAUUGUGCCAGAAGUUCGCCGACUACAGAAAGGACGUGGAGGAGUCUUUCAGGUUGCAUCCACAGUUCGCAUUGUACCCGCAAUUCAUCUACUACUUGAGAAGGUCCCAGUUUUUGCAGGUCUUCAACAACUCGCCCGACGAAACGGCAUUCUACAGACACAUCUUGAUGACUGAGGACACCAACAACUCGUUGAUCAUGAUUCAACCAACCUUGACUGCGUUUGGGUUGGACCUAGAAGAGCCCGAAGCCGUGUUGUUGGACUCUGUCUCCAUUAAGGAUGACCGCAUCUUGCUUUUGGACACAUUCUUCCACAUUUUGAUCUACCACGGCCGAACUGUGGCCCAAUGGCGCAAGAUGGGAUACCAGGACCAAGAAGAAUAUGUCGAUUUCAAGAGGUUGUUGAAUGAUCCUAAAAUGGAAGCAGGUGAACUCUUGGUUGACCGGUUCCCCUUGCCCAGAUUCAUUGACACCGAAGAAGGUGGCUCCCAGGCCAGGUUCUUGUACUCGAAACUUAACCCAAGCACGUCCUACAACUCGCAAGAAAUGGCCAGUGGCGCUGUGGUACUUACAGAUGAUGUUUCUUUGCAGGUUUUCAUGUCGCACUUGCAGAAGUUGGUUGUGUCCGGAUCCAACUAAACAAACUUUGCAGUAUGCCUCACCAUCUGAUCCUGAGCCAAUGUUCAAACAUGGAACGAGGAAAUGUUUUUUUAGACUGUAUGUACGCCCCAAAACAUCAUACUAAUUAACGGU
Metschnikowia bicuspidata var. bicuspidata NRRL YB-4993 is the source of this 2536-nucleotide messenger RNA. It is a transcript of the gene SEC23, whose product is annotated as GTPase-activating protein. Bases 179 to 2422 code for a protein of 747 amino acids. Gene Ontology annotation, biological process: intracellular protein transport; endoplasmic reticulum to Golgi vesicle-mediated transport; COPII-coated vesicle budding. The transcript has a single exon. Gene Ontology annotation, molecular function: GTPase activator activity; zinc ion binding. NCBI's taxonomy places the organism in Eukaryota, Fungi, Ascomycota, Pichiomycetes, Serinales, Metschnikowiaceae. Gene Ontology annotation, cellular component: COPII vesicle coat; endoplasmic reticulum exit site. The record is from RefSeq and is a predicted model, not a curated record.